UAUUAUUUGAGCUCAUACCAUGGCAGCAGCAGAUAUCGUCGUCAAACGUGACAAAGUUUGGGAUUGGCCUCUUCAGAAGAAUGACGAAUUUGUGAAGGUUGUGGAGGACUCAACACAUUUCGAAGUUGGUUUGGAUGCAAGGUUGUUUUCACCAAAAGAAAUUCAGGUGAAAAUGAUCGGUGAAGACCUUAUUCAAGUCAAAAUGGAGCAUGAAGCACAGAAAGGCGAUGUAACUAAUGUUAGUAGAAAUAUUAUGAGGUGCUACAGACUUCCUGAUGGUGCCGAUCCAAGCACGUUGAAGAGCAACCUUGAUGAUAGUGGAAUUCUUCAUAUUUCAGCCAUGAAGAAAACGAACUGAUCUGUAUGAUGUUUUGAUUCUGUUUUCUCGAGCGUUGAGCCUUUCUUAUUGUCUUGAAUUCGCAGGAAAACAAGUGUGAGAUUACAAUACCCAUAAUUAUCAUGACAUACAGCUUUUAUUUCUUCUCAUAUAAAUUA
This is a messenger RNA of Cylicocyclus nassatus, 495 nucleotides long. The record is from the annotation of a GenBank genome assembly. NCBI's taxonomy places the organism in Eukaryota, Metazoa, Nematoda, Chromadorea, Rhabditida, Strongylidae.